Messenger RNA from Spodoptera littoralis (African cotton leafworm), 441 nucleotides. Lineage: Eukaryota; Metazoa; Arthropoda; Insecta; Lepidoptera; Noctuidae. The record is from the annotation of a GenBank genome assembly.
AUGUUGUUCUUCGUAUUAUUAACAGUGUUUGCUGCCAGUGCUAACGCCAAGUUCGUCAAGGACUGUGGUUCAGCACAGGCGUCGGUACAGAGCGUGCAGGUGAGCGGCUGCACGGAAGCCGCCAAAGAAUGCAUACUCAAGAGGAACACCAACGCCACCUUCAGUAUAGAGUUCACACCAAUGUCUAGUGUGACAGAGGUUCAGGCAAUAGUUCAUGGAGUGAUCAUGAACCUCCCGGUACCGUUCCCUCUGCCCCAACCUGACGCGUGCAAGGACAAUGGACUCACCUGCCCUCUACCGGCUGGUAAACCAGUGAAAUACCAGACUACGAUGCCUAUCCUCAAGUCAUACCCUAAGGUCAAGGUCGACGUGAAAUGGGAGCUUAAGGACGAAAACAGUGAAGAUCUCGUAUGCGUCAUGAUUGCUGCAAGGUUACAAUAA